GCCGGCUUCGCCUCGCCCAAGGCGGCUGCUGCCGGGAGACGCUCCGCCGCAGAAUCCCGCAGGCGAGUGAGCCGGCGCCUCUGGAGCAGCAGCAGCAGCAGCAGGUGGAGGUGAGUCCGGUGCAGCGCGCAGGGGAAACUGAGGCCGGGCGCGGGGAGGAUCACCAUCAGCCCCGGAUUCAGCGCCCGAACCGUUUGCCUCUCCCCACCUGUGGCGAAGCGCUGGCUGGGACACGCGAUCCGCUGCCUCGUGUGAAAGCGCUUCUCUGGGGACACGCGGAUCGCGGGUUUGGGUCCCGAUCCGGCCGAGGCAGCUCCUUACGAAGGAGAGGGUGCACCCUCCCAGAACAUGCAGACACGUGUUGACUCUUCUCGCGCGUCGGAGCCCAACCUCAUCUUCUUAGAAAGCCCCAACAGCCCCAAAUUGAUGGAGCUGCCUCCUGGACACGUGUCAAGGGAUUCUUGAGCUGUGAUGCCCGCAUUGCAGGGGGGUUGAGCUAGAUGACCUUUGGGGUUCCCUUGCGUAUCUACAUUUCUAAGAUGCUAUGAAUUGAUGCCACCCUCCUUUGGGGCAGCCUGAUUUAAUAAGUUUAAUAAGUUAAUUCUUUAUAUUUGGACAACUUUUCCGCUGUACUUUAUCGGAAGGAGAAAAGCAAUCGUUUCCUGAGUAACUAAACAAUUUAUUUAACUGAAACAGUAAUAUGAUAGCAUAUGCAUCCAUGUUUGUUAACUGAUGUGGUUAAACAAUUAAAAAACAACAACUUAGACUGAGUUUUAGCACACAUGAGAAACGUAAAACAAAUCCUUAUUUCCUUAUAUUACAGCCUUUGGACUAUAAUGUAACUCAAGUAAAAAACUAUCUUGAGAAAGUUUUUUCCUCCAAAAGAAUUUUAUUUUAAAAGUCCAAUUUAAAUUUUAAAAAAUCUGAUUUAAAUUUUUAAAAAUCCAAUUUUAUAUAUACGGUAUAUAUAUUUUAAAAACCAUUGAUUUUUUUUUUAUCUACCCUGCUUUCUUGCAAACUUCUCUGGGGACAGGGGAGGCUGGGUUUGGGUCCCAAUCCGGCCAAGGCAGCUCCUUACAAAGGAGAGGGUGCCGCCCGAACAUGCUAGAUGACCUUUGGGGUUUUCUUGCGUAUCUACAAUUCUACGAUUCUAUGAAUUGAUGCCACCCUCCUUUUGGGCAGUCUUGAUCAAGCUCAGACAGUGCUCCAAAUUCUCCAUCUGAUUUUCUGACCCUUUGGUUAGCUGCACGAUUUAAAUUGCUAGUCAGUAAGCCUUGAUUUAGAUCAUUUAUUUUUUUUACACACUCGUUCUUGCUAGUAUCAUCUUAAUAUUUACAACCAGAUGAAGGUUUCCUUUUUUCCGAAUACUAAAUUUUCAGAGUAGUUUUUACAGUGACUGGUUUGGUUAUACGAUCAGAAAAACAUAGACCGAUCAUUAUGAAAUUAUGGUGAUGUUUAAUAAGUUAACUGUUUAUAUUUGGACAACUUUUCCGCUGUACUUUAUCGGAAGGAGACAAAACAAUCGUUUCCUGAAUAACUAAACCAUUUAUUUAACUGAAACAGUAACAUGAUGGCAUAUGCAUCCAUGUUUGUUAACUGAGGUGGUUAAACAGUAAUAAAUUAAAAAACUUAGACUGGGUUUUAGCACACAUGAAAAACUUAAAACAAAUCCUUAUUUCCUGAUGAAUAGCUUUUGGAUCAGGGGUCAGCAAACUUUUUCAGCAGGGGGCUGGUCCACUGUCCCUCAGACCUUGUGGGGGGCUGGACUAUAUUUUUUUUGGGGUGGUGAACGAAUUCCUGUGGCCCACAAAUAACCCAGAGAUGCAUUUUAAAUAAAAGGACACAUUCUACUCAUGUAAAAACACGCUGAUUCCCAGACUGUCCGCGGGCCGGAUUGAGAAGGCGAUUGGGCCGGAUCCAGCCCCCUGGCCUUAGUUUGCCUACCCAUGCUCUGACCCUUUCAUUGGCUGUGCAUCCUUUUCUGUUCUGCAAACCCUCCGAUGAAGGCUGAGUAUCCAGUGCCGGAUUUACAUAUAAGCCAAACAAGCUAUAGCUUUGGGCCCCACUCUCUUGAGGGCCCCCAAAAAAUUAAAGAAAAAAAAUCUGGAUGUACAUUUCCAAAAUAUAAGCUAAAAAGCAAAUAAAAUAAAACCUACAUGCAGCAACAGUGUUCUGUGUUGUGUAGGGUUCCUAUUUGUUAUGUGCAAAUGGCAUUGGAUACCUAUUAGGUCCAUAAAUUACCAUAUGGCAUAUAUCCAACACAAAAAACAGUGACAAUUUGUUGUUGACAAAGGACAGCUGGACAUAUAAAGGGACCCAUCACCUUCAGUAGCUUAGGGGAUAGGUAGGCAAACUAAGGCCCAGGGGCCGGAUCCGGCCCAAUUGCCUUCUCAAUCCGGCCGGGAAUCAGCAUGUUUUUACAUGAGUAGAAUGUGUGCUUUUGUUUAAAAUGCAUCUCUGGGUUAUUUGUGGGGCAGAGGAAUUUGUUCAUUCCCCCCGCCAUAUAGUUCAGCCCCCCGCAAGGUCUGAGGGACAGUGGACCGGCCCCCUGCUGAAAAAGUUUGCUGACCCCUGGCUUAGGGCCUCAUCAAACCUAAAUCCGGCCCUGUGUGUAUCUGUUUGUGGAUUAGAGUUCCAGCUGCUGUUUUCCUUCCACACUGGAUUUGAUGACUUUUGUGAUCAAAUGGCACCCCUGGAACAAUAUAGAAUUGCGAAUUAUCAUUGUAUGAAAGGCCCUUGAUGAAACGUCUAAUACAAAAAGGCAGGCUGGUUGGUAGCAGAAGAAACUUCUGCUGGGAAUUCCCAUCUCAAAUCCAGGUAUUUGCAGGCCGAUUGUGAUUCCUGGGGCAAAAGCACUCUGCACAUGCUCAGAAAGCAAAUUAUUAUUACGUUCUGUGUUCCACACUGGCAUUGGGGGAACACACCCAGGGAGAGGAAUCUUUUUCUUUCCAGUCUGAGGGCCACAAUCCCCCAUGGGCAAGUUUCUGGGGGCCCUCAUGCAGUGGGCGUGGCAAACGCAAAAGGGGGCGGAGCAAUGGAUUUGACUCUUCACCUUGCAUUCCAGCUACACGAAAAGCAGAGGUUUCUACCGACACAAAUCUCUGUAUCUUCCAUUCCGGCAAGCAAAAGGCACCUUCACGGUUCAAGAACGUUUUCCAGGUAAUUGAAAUUGUGUGAGGAGGUCGUGAGACGGGACUAGUGAGAGAUUUGGCCUGGGGGAAGAGUCCACAGGGCCAGGAAGGAGGCCUUCGAAGGCUACCUUUGAAACCUGGUCGGCAGGGUCCCCACCUCUAUUGCAGGCUGCCAAUUGCCUCUCGGCUCAAAUUAAGCCGUGUUUUCGAUGCCACAACACACCUUUGCGAUCUCAGGGGUUUUGUGCCUUUGUCAAAAGCACAAUGGCGCCCAAGUCCACCAAUCCCUGGACCCUGCCACACUUUCCCUAGGCAGCCGAAGGAUUGUGGAUCAUGUGCAAGCUUUUGUGUUAACACAGAACGGUUCAGCGGGCAAACAGUUCCUUAUACAGUGGUACCUUGGAUUACAGAUGCUUCAGGUUACAGACGCUUCAGGCUACAGACUCCGCUAACCCAGAAAUAGUACCUCGGGUUAAGAACUUUGCUUCAGGAUGAGAACAGAAAUUGCACGGCGGCGGCGCAAGGCCCCAUUAGCUAAAGUGGUACCUCAGGUUAAGAACAGUUUCAGGUUAAGAACGGACCUCCGGAACGAAUUAAGUUCUUAACCCGAGGUACCACUGUAUAUUUACUAGGAUUCUGGUUCCGGCUGCUAGCCAUGUCAACCCCGCUGUGGACUUUGCAUAUGAGAAGUUACUUUAUUUAGAAGACCGGAGAAAGUUUCCAGUCCUCCUCAAAAGAUUCUAAACUUGGGUCUCUCAUCUGCACCAUCAGUUUUGCCAUCUCUGCGAAUUCCGUGAUUCUCAUCUGCCAUUCUUCCUCAGAGGACAUUCUUAGAGAGGAGAUCGCUAUUGUGCUCAGGUCGUAGAAUCAUAGAAUUGUAGAGGCGGGAGGGACACCCAGGGUUGUCUAGUCCAACCCCCUGCAAUGCAGGAAUCUCAACUAAAUCAUCCAAGACAGGUGGCCAUCCAACCUCUGUUUAAAAACCUCCAAGGAAUGAGAGUUCACCGCCUCCCAAGGGAGACGGUGCCACCGUCAAACAGCUGCUGCUGUCAGAAAGAUCUUCCUGAUGUUUGGGCCCUCCUCCUGUUACUUAACUAAACUCCCAUUGUCCCUGACCAUCCUUGCUGGGGCUGAUGGGAGUUGUAGUUCAGCCACAUCUAGAGGGCCAAAUGAUCCACAUGCCCAACGUAGACAGACUUGCAGGCUCGCUAAUGGCCACUCUGACCAUACUCUGCCUCCACAGUUGGAGUCAGCAACGCAGAACACGGUAAGAAAUUUGUUAAAAAGGAUGAAGCUUGUCAGGGAACUGACAUCGGAGCCAGAGGCGGAGGCUAGGCUCUCAAGCGAUGCUGGAGAAGGGCCCAGCAGGGGGAGAGGCGGCUCACCAGCUGGGGAAAGAAAUCAGCGUAACACCAGGGAUAAAGGGGGGCAGAUGGGGGAAUCGGCGAGGGGGCUCCAGGACUCCUCGCCGGAGAUCAGCGAGGAGAGCACGGGUCCUCCGCUACCCACGCCCUCCCUGCGCAGAAGGCUUCUGCGCAGGGAGAGUAGGAGGAGACUUGGAGUCAAACAACUUUUAUGCUGGAAAAGGUUUAAGAAACGCCCACUGACGGAUUCUGCUAGCGACUGAACAGCCACGAAGUGCAGGGCUGUCCAGACAGAAAAGGUUUAACAAGGCAACCUAGCCAGGAGUGGCACCAACUUGCGCACGAGCAACCCCUACAUUUAUUACAAAGCUGGAGGUGAUGGAAUUUUUAAAAUGCAAUUGCAUGUACAGUGGUACCUCGGGUUAAGAACUUAAUUCGUGUGCCUCCUCCUCGAGAGGUCUGGAGGGUGGCAACACAAGAACGGGGCCUUCUCUGCAGUGGCUCCCCGCCUGUGGAAUGCUCUCCCCGGGGAAGUUUGCCUGAAGCCUUCAUUAUACACCUUUAGGUGCCAGGCAAAAAUGUUCCUUUUCAACCAGACCUUUGGCUGAUUUGAUUUACAUCCUAUGCCCUUUUAAAAUGUGUUUUUCCUUGGGGGGGGGUUUGGUUUGUUGUUUUAUUUUUAUAGUGGUACCUCAGGUUAGGAACUUAAUUCGUUCUGGAGGUCUGUUCUUAACCUGAAAUUGUUCUUAACCUGAGGUACCACUUUAGCUAAUGGGGCCUCCCGCUGCCGCCGGAGCACUAUUUCUGUUCUCAUCCUGAAGCAAAGUUCUUAACCUGAGGUACUAUUUCUGGGUUAGCAGAGUCUGUAGCCUGAAGCGUCUGUAACCUGAGAUACCACUGUAAUCGUAAUUUCGGUUGAGCGGGAAGUUGCCAGUUUUGUGAAAUGGGAUUAUAGCUGUUGAGUGAUAGAGUGUAACUCUGAAUCUUGAAAUAAAAUGAGAUAUUACUGUAAAAGUGAAAAGAGAAAUCUCUUCUGUGGCCCUCCAAAGGCGGUUGGAGUUCAGUCCCAGCAAGAGUGGCCAGGAUGCUGGAAGUGUAAAAAUGUAGAGGGAACAUUCUUCCACAUGUGGUGGACAUGUAAAAAGGUAAAAGAGUAUUGGCAAAUAAUUUAUAAUGAACUGGGGAAAAUGUUUAAAAUUACUUCCCUGCCCCCCGAAAACUAGAGUCCUUUCUGCUGGGGAUAACCCAGACUGAAAUUCCUAGGUGUCAGAAAAGAUUAUUUAUGUACGCAACAACUGCGGCCCCUGUUUUGUUAGCCUCAAAAUGGAAAGUGAGCGAGGUCCCAACUCAAGAGGAUGGGCAACUGUAGUUGACAGAAUAUGCACAAUUUGCAAAUUUAACAUAUAGAAUAAGAGAGCAGGGAGAACAUACGUUUAAAGAAGAUUGGAAAACAUUUAUUGAGUAUAUGGAAAACAGCUAUGUACAGCUGAAAACGCUGGCAGCGUUAAGAGUAAAUAAUUCUUGAUGAAUGUAAUAGUGGAAAAUUGAUUUGAAUGGUUAUAGUAGAGUAUGCAGGGAUGUAAGAUAUGUAAAACGAACCACGGAAAGAGAAGAAGGGGGAAGUCAUUGGAUAUUUUAAAGUUUGUACAGUGGUACCUCUGGAUGCGAACGGGAUCUGUUCCGGAGCCCCGUUCGCAACCUGAGUAGAAUGUAACACGCUUCUGCGCGUGCGUGGGUCGCGUCUCGCCACUUCAGCACAUGCGCAUGAUGUCAUUUUUAAGCAUCUGCGCAUGCGUGAGCGGCGAAACGCACUCCGUUACUUCCGGGUCACCACAGAACGUAACCUGAAAACGCUCAACCUGAAGCAUAUUUCACCCAAGGUAUGACUGUACAAUGUUUAUCUGAAAUUGUAAAACAGAACCUUUAAUAAAAAUUAUUAUGGUGUAAGACAAUGGGAGCUAUAGUUCAGCGAUAUCUGGAGGGUUUAAGGUUUCCCACACUCAGUCUGGAUGUGACCCCCAUUCGAGGAUCUGGCUGCUUUUCAGCCUUUUGGGGACGGGACAGCACGGUUCUGUUUUGCCCUGCCAAAACAUACAGCGUCUGAUGAUGCUUUCAGGUGCUGUGCCGGGCUUCUGAGUAUAACACACGCCCGCUGCAGGUGUCAUGAAACUGGAGAACUUUGUUUGCGCAAAUCUGUAAAAGCACACAGCCCAAGCAGUCCUUGGAAAUAUGCAGCUAAUUCCCCAGUGUAAAUACUGAAGGGUGUGGAAUGAGGGAGGCCUUGCCGAACCCUCUUGCUCCUCAGACCUGAAUGGGCCUCAACAUUGCCAUAGGUGUGUGAUCUAGGAGGGAUGCUUUGCAGGCAGCGCCGGAUUUACAUAUAAGCUAAACAAGCUAUAGUUUAGGGCCCCACUCUCUUGGGAUCCCCAAAAAAAUUUAAAGGGAAAAAAACCUGGAUGUACAUUUCCAAAAUAUAAGAUAAAAAUAAAAUAAAAUAAAACCUACAUCCAGCAACAGUGUUUUGUGUUGUGUAGGCUCCUAUGAUGUAAGUCAUGGGCCCCGCCUGCUCCCAAAAAUAUCACUGGUUUGGUGACAGCGGUCACGAAAUUAAAAGACGCUUGCUUCUUGGGAGAAAAGCAAUGACAAACCUAGACAGCAUCUUAAAAAGCAGAUAUAUCACCUUGCCAACAAAGGUCCGUAUAGCUAUGGUUUCCCCUGUAGUGAUGUGUGGAAGUGAGAGCUGGACCCUAAAGAAGGCUGAUCGCUGAAGAAUUGAUGCUUUUGAAUUCUGGUGCUGGAGGAGACUCUUGAGAGUCCCAUGGACUGCAAGAAGAUCAAACCUCUCCAUUCUGAAGGAAAUCAGCCCUGAGUGCUCACUGGAAGGACAGAUCGUGAAGCUGAGGCUCCAAUACUUUGGCCACCUCAUGAGAAGAGAAGACUCCCUGGAAAAGACCCUGAUGUUGGGAAAAAUGGAGGGCACAAGGAGAAGGGGACGGCAGGGGACGAGAUGGUUGGACAGUGUUCUCGAAGCUACCAGCAUGAGUUUGACCAAACUGCGGGAGUCAGUGGAAGACAGGAGUGCCUGGCGUGCUCUGGUCCAUGGGGUCACAAAGAGUCGGACACGACUAAACAACAAUAAUAUAUAGGGUGCCUGCAUUCUGCAUGGACUGGUUGCAAGGCAACAUGGGCUUUAGAUUCCUAUUAGGUCCAUAAAUUACCAUCUAGCAUAUACUCAACACAAAAAACAGGGACAAUUUGUUGUUGACAAAGGACAGCUGGACAUAUAAAGGGCCCCAUUACCUUCAGUAGCUUAGGGCCUCAUCAAACCUAAAUUUGGCCUCUUUGCAGGGAUGUUUGAGUACAUUUGAUGGCAGUUUUAGAGCACUGUCCAGACAUUGCACCCAACCACCCUCUGUGCCAUUGCAGAGCACAGCGAUGCAUGUUUUUUUGGGAAGUGGCAAUUUAUAUGUUAUAUUUAGGAUCAGAAUAUGUCUUUUGAUGCACAUCCCCCCAAUGCAAGGCUUUUGCACGCCUCGGCCAGUUGAAUCUUAGAAUCAGAGCUGGAAGGGACCACAAGUGUCAUCUAGUCCAGCCCCUGCAAUGCAGGAAUCUUUCACCCAAUAUGGGACUCGAACCCACAGCCAUGAGGUUAAGAGCCCUGUGCUCUACCAGCUGAGCUAUCCAUCCUAGGCAGAAGCGUGUACAAACUAUAGUGCAAAAUACAGAGAUGUUCUGAUUUUGAAGGAUGCCCCUGUGUUUUGGUUCACGUACUCACUCAAGAAGCACAAAUAGGGUGGUUUCUCAUUAAAAUACAACCAAGAUUGAAUUUGUCCCCCCAACCCAGAUUCAUGCACCGUUGUAUAUCUCUUCCCCCACCCCCCAUGGCUGCAAAGUAGCCUUUUCAGGCUAGCCAGUCAGCCCUCAAAAUCUCGUCCUCCUCUGGCCCCUCCACCUGUCUUUGCAGAUAUCCCCCUUGGACUUAGUUGUUAUUCGUUUAUUGCAUAUCUCUUCCACCUUUUCCUCAAGGUGGCGUAAACCAGGCAUAGGCAAACUGGCCCUCCAGAUGUUUUGGGACUACAACUCCCAUCAUCCCUAGCUUACAGGCCCAGUGGUCAGGGAUGAUGGGAGUUGUAUUCCCAAACAGCUGGAGGGCCGAGUUUGCCUAUGCCUGGCGUAAACGGCUUUCCUCCUCUCCAUUUAAUCCCAACAAGAACGCUGCAAAGUAGGUUAGGCUGAGAGCGAGUGCCUGGCCCAAGCUCACCCAAUGAGCUGAGUGGGGAAUUCGAACCCUGGUCUCCCAGGCCUUAGUCCAGUGCUCUAACCACUACACCACACUGACUCUCCGUACUUGGUACUGCUAUCUGAUUGUCUCGGGGAGGCAGGAUCUUGGAUCAUGUUUCUCUCCUGCACCCGCAGCCAGCAAGGAAGUGGUUUCUUAUUUGCAUUCCUCAUUUUUUGCAGAAAGGGAGUUUGGCAAGCUCAGCCGGGCAGGCACAAUGGAAUUGUGGACGGCCCGGUUUUUUGGUUGACCACCGAGCUCUCGGCCAGGGGCUUAUCAGUCUUUCCCCUUCUCUGAACAAUAGCGGCUUUCACAAAACAGAAAAGGGGUGGGAAGGGUGCCUGGAACUGCAGCACCCAAGCAAGACCAGGAAGUCAAAUAUGUCAGCUGGAAUCAGUGGAGGUUCGAGUCAAAGAAUUGUAGAGUUGGAAUGAGUCAUCUAGUCUAACCGCCUGCAACGCAGGAAUCUCAGCUAAUCAUAGAAUCAUAUUAUAGAAUCAUAGAAUCAUGUAGAGUCAUAGUACUGCCAAAACCAUCAUGCCAUUGUACAAAUCUGUAGUGCAACCACAUUUGGAAUACCGCAUACUCUUUUGGUCGCCUCAUCUCAGAAAGGAUAUUGUAGAGUUGGAGGAGGUUUCUCCCUAACCUGGGGAGAAAACAGCAAAGACCUGAUGAAGAGAGCACAGCAGAGGUUAUAUUUUCUGAGAAUCCUCCGGGAAAACAAUCUCUCAAAGGACCUGUUGGUGGCAUUUUACCAGUGCACUGUUGAGAGUGUAUUAAAUUAUGGUCUGUGUGUGUGAUUUGGGAGUUGAAUGGUCAGGAAAAAAACAAUGCUGUCCAGGGUUGUAAAGACUGCGGAGAGAAUAAUUGAGCGCACUCUUCCCACCUUGGAUCAAAUCUAUGCUUCCAGGUGCCAUAAGAAAGCUGCAGAGAAAGCGCAGGAUAGUGCGCACCCCGGAAAUGAUCUCUUUCAGCUUCUGCCUUCUGGGAGAAGGUACAAGGUUAUAAAGACUAGGACUAGCCGCCUGAGAAACAGUUUCUAUCCAAAUGCGAUUUUGGUUUUAAACGCAGUGUAAGGUAGUCUCUAUGGGAGUAUAUUGUAUUUAAUUAUGGGGUAUGAAAUAUACUCAGAGUCGCAAAGUGAUUUCAUGCUCUUUAUUCAGCUCAUAGUGGUGAGGAGGAAUGAAUGAAAGUCCCCUCAAAGUAUCUGCUUUAUAUACAUUAUUUACACAAUGGGCUGCACAUGAUUGGCUAAUUCUGGAAUUCUACUGUAAUCCAAUCAGGUUGUGGAUUCACUUAUAUCUGGAGCAUGAUUGGGUGGUUCCUACCAACCAAUCAUACUGCUGCAUUGUUCUAGGACCAAUCAGACUGCUGCAUUCUGAAUCCUAUUGUUCUAGGACCAAUCAGACUGCUGCAAUUUGGAUCCUAUUGUUCUAGGACCAAUCAGACUGCUGCAGUUUGGAUCCUAUUCAACUCAGUACAUAACAGGGUAUCAGAGUUUUUAGGGGGCUAACCAGGCUGGGAUAGCAGGCUUGUGGGUUUUUGAAUGUCUGAUGUAGAUUUUUUCAGUUUCGUUGUUCUGUAUGGGACAAUGACAAUAAAGAUUAUCGUAUUGUAAAAUGACAAAGCAAAUGAUCAAGGCGAUGGAGCUGCUCCCCUACAAGUAAAGGUUGCUGUGUUUGGGCCUUCUUAGUUUAGAAAAAAGGCGAGUCAGAGGAGACAUGAUAGAAUUUGGUGGCUGUCACUGCCUUCUGCUUAACUAUGGGCAGAGUGAAGAAAAACAUUCACACCCCACUUUCUCCAUCCCGUGCAUUCAUCAACUUCUACAGUGGUACCUCGGGUUUCAUACGCUUCAGGUUACAGACUCCGCUAACCCAGAAAUAGUACCUCGGGUUAAGAACUUUGCUUCAGGAUGAGAACAGAAAUUGUGCUCCGGCGGCUCGGCAGCAGCAGGAGGCCCCAUAAGCUAAAGUGGUGCUUCAGGUUAAGAACAGUUUCAGGUUAAGAACAGACCUCCGGAACGAAUUAAGUUCUUAACCAGAGGUACCACUGUAUUUCGCUUUUUCUCUAAACUGAAAGGGCCCAAACGGCUUAGGGUUGCCAUCUUUCCAAAAGUAAAAACCAGGACACACCGAAAACUGUGGAGUUGUUUUUCGAUUGACUCACCUAAGAUCCAGGACAAAGCGCCACCUUUCGGAAAUUUCCCUCGGGCGUCAAUUCCACCUUUGUAAUCCCGGACACAGGUGGUGCUGUGGUCUAAAGCACAGAACCUAGGGUUUGCCGAUCAGAAGGUCGGCGGUUCGAAUCCCCGCAACGGGGUGAGCUCCCAUUGCUCGGUCCCUGCUCCUGCCCACCUAGCAGUUUGAAAGCACGUCAAAGUGCAAGUAGAUAAAGAGGUACCACUCCGGUGGGAAGGUAAAUGGCGCUCCCGUGCGCUGCUCUGGUUCGCCAGAAGGGGCUUAGUCAUGCUGGCCACAUGAUCCGGAAGCUGUACGCCGGAUCCCUCGGCCUGUAAAGUGAGAUGAGCGCCACAACCCCAGAGUCGUCCGCGACUGGACCUAACGGUUGUUGUUGUUGUUUAGUCGUUUAGUUGUGUCCGACUCUUCGUGACCCCAUGGACCAGAGCACGCCAGGCACUCCUGUCUUCCACUGCCUCCUGCAGUUUGGUCAGACUCAUGUUUGUAGCUUCGAGAACAGUGUCCAACCAUCUCGUCCUCUGUCGUCCCCUUCUCCUUGUGCCCUCCAUCUUUCCCAACAUCAGGGUCUUUUCCAGGGAGUUUUCUCUUCUCAUGAGGUGGCCAAAGUAUUGGAGCCUCAGCUUCACGAUCUGUCCUUCCAAUGAGCACUCAGGGCUGAUUUCCUUAAGAAUGGAUACGUUUGAUCUUCUUGCAGUCCAUGGGACUCUCAAGAGUCUCCUCCAGCACCAGAAUUCAAAAGCAUCAAUUCUUCAGCGAUCAGCCUUCUUUAUGGUCCAGCUCUCACUUCCAUACAUUACUACUGGGAAAACCAUGGCUUUUACUAUACGGACCUUUGUUGGCAAGGUGAUGUCUCUGCUUUUUAAGAUGUUGUCUAGGUUUGCCAUCGCCUUUCUCCCAAGGAGCAGGCGUCUUUUAAUUUUGUGACUGCUGUCACCAUCUGCAGUUAUCGGACCUAACGGUUAGGGACCCCUUUACCUUUGCUAAUCCCGGAAAUGUCCGGGAUAAUCCGGGCGUGUGGCAGCCCUGCAAACGUUGCAAACUUUCUUCAUUGGGGAGUUGCACCUGAUCAUUUGGGUUUCCCCGUCUGAAUGUUUUCCAACUUCGCAAGGUCCUUAAAAAAAAGGAAAACUCUCAGGGCAGGAAAAUAAUAACGCUAGAGCGAUGAUAGCACAGGGGCACAGCCUCACAGCAAACUGCUUUUUCUCGACUGAGUUUACCAUUCCCACACAUGUAGGUAAUGUUUGUUUGCUUUUCCAGAAGGGCAAUGAAGCAUAAUUCAUUCAUGUUUGCAAAGCCCUUGAAGAUCUUUGAGCAAGCAGAGCUGCGAUGGAAUUAGUUCCACCGCAGAGCUGCUUUAUACUUACUUAGCAGGAACGUUGCCAUUCUGCAGAUGUGUGCCCCUGUUCUAUUAUAAAUAAUAAUACAGUGCUACCUUGGUUCUCAAACUUAAUUCGUUCCUGAAGUCCGUUCCUGAAGUCCGUUCCAAAACCAAGGCGCGUUUCCCCAUAGAAAGUAAUGCAAAAGGGAUUAAUCCGUUCCAGACUUUUAAAAACAACCCCUAAAACAGAAAUGUAACAUGAAUUUUACUAUGUAACAAGAUCAUUGAUCCAUAAAAUGAAAGUAAUAAUCAAUGUACUGUACUAUGAAAUAAAUAAGACAGUAUUGUAGAUGAUAAAAAUUUUUUUAAAAAAUUAUUGCCUGCACUGAUAGUCAUUGUCUGGAUGGGGGGCUUUUAUCCAUUUCCGCAGUCACACAAUCAAUCAAUCAAUCAAUCAAUCAGUAGCUGAACUGGGUUCCACACAGUCACAAAAACAAAUUAACCGAAAAAGCCUCAAAAACGCAAAAUAAAUAGCAAAAACAAAAGCACCAAACCUAAUCCGUUCCAGAAGUCCGUUUGACUUCUGAAAUGUUCGAAAACCAAGACGCAGCUUCUGAUUGGUGCAGGUGCCCCGGAAACAAUAGCUGACAGCCACAUCAGAUGUUUGGCUUCCGAAAAAUGUUCAAAAACCGAAACACUCACUUCCGCGUUUUCGGCAUUUGAGAACCAAGGCGUUUGAGAAUCAAGGCACCACUGUAAUAAUAAUACAAAGUUUCAAGCCCUCAUUGUGCGGUGGAUAAAAUUUUGAAACCUAAUAAUUGUUCAUUUAAAAAAUUAUCUCUGCAAAUCAGCUUUGGUACUAUCCUAAAUCCUACAGUGCUGAAAAAAUAGGUCCCUGCUCCCAAGGGCAUUACAAUCAAAAAUUUGAUAGUGGCGGAGAGAAAGGGAAGGAGGAGAAAGUCAGCAAAGGACGAGUGAGUGUGUGCAAAAAUAGUUACGUGUUCUUAGUCUUUGUUUUAGAUGGGGAGUCAGACAAGAGAGGAGGAUAGGGAGCUAUUUGAAGGCUAUUUAGCUAUGGCAGAUGGAAAUUAUAGUUCAGAUUGUCUAGAGUAGACGGUGCCGGGUUGGCGAAAGGCUGUGCUAGGAAUUAAGUGCUGGCUGGGGGCUUCUGGGAGUUGUAGUCCAAAACAUUCAGGUUCAGGAAGGAUGCAUGACAAUGAGAAAAGAAGUUGCAGUACACAUUUCCCUGGGAGUAAAUCUCAUUGAGCUCUGCAGGGCAAAUGACGAUUGCGCUGUAAGCGAGAGUAUGGAAACCGUGCGAAGUGGCAUGAAUCAGGUCCUGUUGCCUGGCUAGCAAAGGAUUUGCGCCUUCCUGCCAGCACGUAACUGGCACCAUCCUGCUGAUUACCUUUCUUUGCAAUGGCCAUGGGAGAUCAGCUGAAGGUCAGCUGGCGGCAUAAAAGCUGAAGGGUUUGUAGACGCCACCCGUCACUUAUUAUGUGGGCACAACAGAGCUUCUGUUGCAGCAAAGCAGAAUUGGGUCUGUACAGAUGUUGCAUCAGAUCAGGGAAGAUUGAGGCAUUUUCAAUCAAGAUACCCAGGACAUCUGUAUAUGGGGACUUCAAGGGAGGGGGUAAAAGGAGAGUGAGGGGCUGAGGAGUUAGGAGUCCUUCCCAGAGCCUUUUCAGGUUCAAGGUGCUACUAUUAGUAUACAAAGCCCUUAGGUAAAGCCCUUAAGGACGCGGGUCGCGCUGUGGUCUAAACCACAAAGCCUCUUGGGCUUGCCAAUCGGAAGGUCAGCGGUUUGAAUCCCUGUGACAGGGUGAGCUCCUGUUGCUCUGUCCCUGCUCCUGCCAACCUAGCAGUUCAAAAGCACGCCAGUGCAAGUAGAUAAAUAGGUACCACUGUGGCGGGAAGGUAAACGGCAUUUCCUUGUGCUGCUCUGGUUUCGCCAGAAGUGGCUUAGUCAUGCUGGCUACAUGACCCGGCAGAACUGUCUGUGGACAAACGCCGGCUCCCUUGGCCUGUAAAGCGAGAUGAGCGCCGCAACCCCAGUCGUCUGCGACUGGACUUAACUGUCAGGCGUCCUUUACCUUUACCUUUAAAGCACUUAGGGAUGCGGGUGGGGCUUUGGUCUAAACCACUAAGCCUCUUGGGCUUGCCGAUCAGAAGGUCGGCUGUUCGAAUCCCCACGAUGGGGUGAGCUCCCGUUGCUUGGUCCCAGCUUCUGCCAACCUAGCAGUUCGAAAGCACGUCAAACUGCAAGUAGAUAAAUAGGUACUGCUGUGGCGGGAAGGUAAACGGUGUUUCCUUGCGCUCUGGUUUCCAUCACGGUGUCCCGCUGCGCCAGAAGCGGUUUAGUCCUGCUGGCCACAUGACCCGGAAAGCUGUCUGUGGACAAAUGCCAGCUCCCUCGGCCAGAAAGCGAGAUGAGCACUGCAACCCCAGAGUGGUCUGCGACUGGACUUAACCAUCCAGGGGUCCUUUACCUUUACCUUACAAAGCCCUUAACAACUUGGCACCAGUUUGCUUGCAAGAUUGCCUUACCCAGUACAGUGGUACCUCAGGUUACAUACGCUUCAGGUUACAGACUCCGCUAACCCAGAAAUACUACCUUGGGUUAAGAACUUUGCUUCAGGAUGAGAACAGAAAUUGCACAGCGGUGGCACAGCAGCAGCAGGAGGCCCCAUUAGCUAAAUUGGUGCUUCAGGUUAAGAACACUUUCAGGUUAAGAACAGACCUCCAGAACGAAUUAAGUUCUUAACCCGAGGUACCAUUGUAUAUGCUUUCUUGAUUGCUUCGAUCAAAGGAACUGGCCCUGUUAUGGGUGCUGGUUCCACCUCAAAAAGGAAUCAGUCUUGUAGUUCAAAACAAGCUCAGCUGGUAGAAUGUGAGAGUCGUAAUCUCAGGGCCAUGGGUUCGAUCCCCACCUUGAGCAAAAAAUAAUCCUGCAUUGCAGGGGGUUGGACUAGAAUGAUGAUCCAUGUAGUCCCUUCCAACUCUACACUUCUGUGAUUCUGUCUAGGGUUACCAGACGUCCCGGUUUCCCGGGGACGGUCCCCGGAUUUGCGAAUAAGUCCCCGGACAAAUUCCAUCCCCGGAAUGUCCCCAGAUUUCAUCUAAUGUCCCCGGGAAACACAGCAGCGGCAGUCUCAGCAGCCUGGAGGAGUUGGCUCUGGCUGGCUUCAGGAGCUGCUCGGAAGUCCCCAUGUGAUGGUGGUGCAGGGGCUCCAAGAUGCAGCUUCCGGGCUGCCUCCACCUUCCCUGACCCCCGCAACUAAGCUGAGAAGGGAGGCUUCAUGGUGCCUAUCAGAGCUUGUGUGCAAGCAGGAGGGGGCAGGGAUCUCUCAGUUAGGCAAGGGGAAGCCUCCCUUCCCAGCUGGCGGAUCCCCGCCCCCUCCUGCUUGCACACAAGUAGGCAUGGGGUUGGGGCUGCUCCGAUGGGAAGAGAGAUCCCUUCCCCCUCCUGCCGUAUCUUGGGCCAUGAUAAUCUCUCCAGCGAACCUCUUAAGGGUCAAGAUAAGGAGAUGGUUACGGUUUGUUUACUAACAUGCUGGCUUCUGAAGCUGGGAUUGUGAAGUGAAUGAGUAACUGUCCAGCAUUGUGUAAUAAUGUGGCUGCAUUCACCUGCAAAAUUCCACUGGUUCCCCAUCCCUGGUCUACUUUUUAAACCAGGAAAUGGUGUAGCUUUGCAGCAGAGCGCUUGCUAUGCACACAGAAGGUUUCAGGGUAGGAGAGACUCCGGCUUGAAAUCCUGGGGAGCUGCUGCCAGCCAGUGCAGACACUAUUGAGGUAAUUGGAGCAAUGGAGAGGGUGGGACAGCAGCUCAGUGAUAGGGCAGCUGCUUUGCAUGCCUCAGGUUCAAUCCCUGGAAACUCCAGGUAAGGCUGCCAGAAACCUCGGAGAGCCACUGCCAGUCCGUGUAGGCAAUACUGAGCUAAAUGGACCACUGGAGAGGGUGGAGCAAUAGCUCCAUGGUAAGAAUGCUUGCCUUGCAAGCAAGAGGUCCCAAAUUCAAUCCCCAAAGGCAUCGCCACAUAGGGUUGGGAGAGACUCCUUAAAAUCUUGGAGAGCUGCUGCCAGCCAGUGUAGUCAGUACUGAAGUAGAUGAACCAACUGUCUGCUUUUUAUUAUGUUUUUAUCAUUGGUGUUCUGUAAUGUGUUUUUAAUGUUGGACGCCGCCUUGGGAUAAUCUGAUAAAGGGCAGUAUACAAACUGAAAUGAUAAUGAUAAUUGAUUAUUACAGUGGUACCUCGGACGCGGGUGGCACUGUGGGUAAAACCUCAGUGCCUAGGGCUUGCCGAUUGCAUGGUCGGCGGUUCAAAUCCCCGCGACAGGGUGAGCUCCCGUCUUUCGGUCCCAGCUCCUGCCCACCUAGCAGUUUGAAAGCACCCUUAAGUGCGAGUAGAUAAAUAGGUACUGCUCUGGCGGGAAGGUAAACGGCGUUUCUGUGUGCUGUGCUGGUGCUGGCUCGCCAGAGCAGCUUCGUCACGCUGGCCACAUGACCCGGAAGUGUCUCUGGACAGCGCUGGCCCCCGGCCUCUUAAGUGAGAUGGGCGCACAACCCUAGAGUCGGACACGACUGGCCCGUACGGGCAGGGGUACCUUUACCCUACCUCGGGUUAAGAACUUAAUUCUUUUUGGAAACCUGAAACUUUUCUUAACCUGAGGUACCACUUUAGCUAAUGGGGCCUCCCACUGCCGCCACUGCGCGAUUUCUGUUCUCAUCCUGAAGCAAAGUUCUUAACCUGAAGUAAUAUUUCUGGGUUAGCGGAGUCUGUAACCUGAAGCGUCUGUAACCCGAGGUACUGCUGUAUUAUUAUUACAGUGGAACCUUGGUUCUCGAACGGCUUAGUUGACAAACAAAUUGGCUCCCGAAAGCCAAAAACUCAAAAGUAAGUGUUCCAGUGUUUGAACGUUUUUCGGAAGCUGAACGUCUGAUGCGGCUGUCAGCUAUUGUUUUCAGGGUGCCUAUUCUAAUCAGAAGCCGCACCUCAGUUUUCAAACGUUCCAGGAGUCGAAUGGACUUCCGGAAUGGAUUAAGUUCGAGAACCAAGGUUCCACUGUAUUAUUAUUAAUAAUAAUAAUAAUAACAAUGACAACAACAUCUGUGUGCCUGAGGGUGCCUACGCUCUAUUUCCUGUGCUUCCUGGGGCAGCUGAAUAUCUUGGGCCGGCUCUGAGUGCGAAUGAGGCCGCCCCAUGUGCUUUCAGAGGUCUGCUUGUUCUGAAACGGUUCCUGUUUCUGUUUUUGGCAGCAGCGACGGCACCCCCCGGGAUCGGACGAUGGCCUCCGCGUUGGGAAACCGGACGGAGACCUGGCUUCAGAAGCUGGACUCGAUGAUGCGAGCCCUGAACCAGACUCUCUCCCACGCUUGCCUCCACGAUGCGAAGCCCGUCGAGGAGGAGGAGGAGAAGGACAACUACGCUUGCGUCUACAUCCUCUUCGUGAUGAUCCUCUUUGCCGCGACGGUCGGGAGCCUGAUCCUCGGCUACACCAGAUCCCGCAAGGAGGUGGACAAGCAAAGCGACCCCUAUCAUGUUUACAUCAAGAAUCGGGUGUCCAUGAUAUGAGGAGGAGGACCAAGGCAGGAAGGACUUGAGAUGCCGCAGGGCAGAAAUCCUUGGUGCAUCCUUUGCAAAAAGAAGACACACCUUUUAUUCGUCAACCUGGCACCCUCCAGAUGUGUUGGACUACAACUCCCAUCAGCCAGGGCCACGCUAGGCUGCAAACGACCCCUACUGGUUAAAAAAGGUCCUGCCACAUGAGCUGCCUUUUAAAUUUCACAGAGAUCCAAAGCCUUCAGCUCCAAACCUAUUCUUGCUUACCUGGGACUAAGCCUCCCUAAAAUCAGCGGCACAGAUACAGUACAGGUGAUAUCUCAAUGGGGCAGUACCUUUUCUAACCAGUAGGGGUCAUCCUACCAGCAUGGCUGCGGCUGAUGGGAGUUGUAGUUCAGGCGCCAGGUUGAUGAAUCUUGCUUUUCCUGAUUCCAGUUAUAUCCCCCCUUCUGGAACUGAGGCACACCUGUGUGUGAUGGGUGGAAAUCUAAGAUGCGGGGAGAGGAAACACUGUUUUCAAAGAAAUUUGGACUGGUGGGGGUGCCUUCAAAUCGCAGAUUAUCAAGAGGGGUUUUUUAUAUAUAUUAAAAGUAUACGUUUGAUUGAUUCCUCCUUCCCCACCCCCAGUACACAAUAAACAGAUCAGUUUCCU
Messenger RNA from Podarcis lilfordi (Lilford's wall lizard), 18503 nucleotides. NCBI's taxonomy places the organism in Eukaryota, Metazoa, Chordata, Lepidosauria, Squamata, Lacertidae. The record is from the annotation of a GenBank genome assembly.